UUGCUUUACGCACCACGAUGCACGUGCGCGCUGCGCAUCGCGUUCAUAGGGGACACGGGCAUAGGCAACGACAAGCCAGGCUCGGUUUGGACAGACUACCUUGGAAAUGUUCGCCGACCAUCGUACAAAGUCGAUGGCGUGGAGUGUCAAACGUUUGAUGGCAAAUACUGCGGCGCGUAUUCUCGCGCAAAGAACGUUUUCCGACUCGCCGCGGACGCCGGUGCGGACUUGAUCGUGCACGCGGGCGAUCUCGAUUACGCGUCGUCUCCCACGAGCUUCUUUCGCUUCCUCACGGAACAUGUUUGGAGGCGGGGAAUAUCGUACAUCGCGAGUAAAGGAAAUCACGACGUCGAUGGAUGGGACGGUGUCAGUGAUCUUUGGAGUGGACCACGCGGCUACCAAAGUUUAUUACGGCGGCAACUUCCGACGUUGCGAGGUUCGACGUAUUCGGGAUCGUACGGCGAAGAUUUCAUCAUGGAAACCCCUGAUGUUUUGAUCGUACUGUCUUCCGUCGGCGCCGAACGACCUGGGGAGUCGGCCAAUCGCGACCACUACGACUUUUUAGAGCGCGCGUUGAGUUCGUCGAAGAGAAAAUGGAAAAUUUGCGUGUGGCACAUGACGCAAGAGCGCUUGCAAGUCAGCUACAAAGGCGACGCGGUGGGAUUCGGGGCGUACGAAAUAUGUCGCAAAUACGGCGCGUUUAUAGUCACUGGACACGCACACGUGUACAGUCGUUCUUUCACCAUGAAUCGCUUCGGCUCCAAGGUCUACGAUUUCACGCGAGAAGAUCUUCAAGUCUACGACCGCGAGACGCGUCGCGUCUUGCUUCGGCCGUCUCGAGCCUCUUCAAACGACGGUCUGACCGCCGUCGCCGUCGUCGGCAUCGGCGGCUACAAAAAUGAAGCUCAACUCACCGACAGCGGCAUCUGGGCCAAGGUAUACUCCACCUCCUGUCUCGCGUCUUCGCCGACGUGCGUUCGAGCCCCCGACGCGUCAAAGUUCGGCGCCUUGAUUUGCGACUUUGACGACGCCUCCGAUCGCGCGUCUUGCGCCCUUCGCGUCGUUCCAUACCAAGGCGCCGACGACGCCGCGUUUCGCUAUCGCGCGCGCGCGCCCGACGCCGUCGUCGACGCCUUCGAUCUCGCGCGCGUCGCGUGA
This is a messenger RNA of Ostreococcus lucimarinus CCE9901, 1158 nucleotides long. RefSeq lists its product with no specific name. NCBI's taxonomy places the organism in Eukaryota, Viridiplantae, Chlorophyta, Mamiellophyceae, Mamiellales, Bathycoccaceae. The record is from RefSeq and is a predicted model, not a curated record. The annotation marks the transcript as partial. The transcript has a single exon. Gene Ontology annotation, molecular function: hydrolase activity.